Molecule: messenger RNA, 1625 nt
Organism: Myotis daubentonii (Daubenton's bat)
Lineage: Eukaryota; Metazoa; Chordata; Mammalia; Chiroptera; Vespertilionidae
Exons: 3
Coding region: 1-714 (237 amino acids)
Source: RefSeq, a predicted model, not a curated record
AUGAAGGCAGCUGCUCCGAGAACACGAGAACAGGUUUCUGCCCAAGCCAGAGCCGACCGACCAGGACUCCCAAGACCAGCCCUUCACCCUGGUAACUCGGUCCUCCUUAAGAACCUACAACCACAAGCCUUGGAGCCUAGGUGGACGGGACUUCACGCUGUAAUCCUCACAGCCCCCACUGCGGCCAAGCUGCUUGGCGACCCCAGCUUGAUGACCUGUCCUGGCACCGCCUCUCCAGGCUCAAGAGGACCCCGGAGCAACAUGACAUCUAUAAAUGUGAGGUGUUGGGCCCCACUAAGGUCCGCCUUAACCGCCCUACCCUUCUCCUUCCUUCUCCCGGCCCUGAGCAACCUACACCCACCCCCACCCGCUUAUGUGUGGAGGUUCAAGGUCCGUGAAACCUACUACCAGAACGGCAAACAAGUCACCUGGCAGCAGAACCCAGACAGAUGUAAUCAAGAUGUCAACACCUAUGGGGUUGCCACGGGAGAGACUGCAUACCACACCGCAGCCAGUCUCACCAAGGCCAGCCCAGGUACCUUCUUUUGGUGCAACGGCACCUUAAGGAACUGCAUGAACUCCUCUGACCCCGGGCCUUGCUUCGUGGUCACAGUAGUUCCCCAACUAACCUUGUAUGGAGAGUCGGAGCUCACUGGUUGCUCCCUCCAUCCCAUCCCUGGACCCGCCGGGCUGCCUUCCUCCCUGUCAUGUUAGGGGUGAGUAUCGCUGCCUCAGUAGGCCUCACUGGGGGGCCCUCGGGAACAGUCUGGUCACUGCUCAGUACUUUAAUGACAAGCUCCAGUUAGCCCUGGAGUCUACUACUGCCUCUUUUAGCCUCCCUACAGCAGCAAGUGACAUCAGUAGCCCAAGUAGCCCUACAGAACCAGCGCUCCUCAGACUUCUGGAUGCAGAAAAAGGAGGAACCUGCAUAUUCCUUCAGGAAGAAUGCUGUUACUACAGUGAGUCCGGAGUAGUGGAGCAAAACGUAAACGUACAGACCCUGACUAAGCUGAGUGAAGAACUACAUGCAGGACACUUCCAGGACAACUCUCCUUCCGGCUGGUUCCAAAGCCCUUAGCUACCUGGGUCCUACCCAUGAUAGGGCCCCUGAUUCUCAUCUGUGUCUUUUUUCUUCUAGCCCCCUGCCUCCUCAAGUUCAUCCACUCCCGGAUCACGGAGAUGUCACGGGUGACUGUGAAUCAGCUCCUGCUCCAUCCCUACGCUCGGCUGCCCUCUGAUCUGCCUCUGCCUAACCCUGGCCUUUAAACGCCCCCCUCGUGGCCCUUAGCCAGCUGGAAGCAGUUAGAACGAGUCACCGUCCUUUAUCACCAAAAGGCCGGGAUGUUAGGUCGGAGAGAGCCCAGGAUCGGAUACAUGUGAUGAGACAAUGGACUUCCCCUGGCAUUUCUGGCAGAUCAGCGUGCCAGACACAGAUACAGGCUUCUCCCUGAAUCCACAAUGACCCCCACACAGAUACUGACUCAUUCCUGAAUACCUGGCUGACCCCUGCAGCUGAAACUUCCUCAACUGAAUACCUCAGCUCAUGUCCCCGCCCCUCACCCAACUGCAGUAUAAAAAAAAGCACCCCCCUCCCUGUUGGCGUGAAUCCACGUGCCCUGUCCUUG